Molecule: messenger RNA, 256 nt
Organism: Staurois parvus
Lineage: Eukaryota; Metazoa; Chordata; Amphibia; Anura; Ranidae
Source: the annotation of a GenBank genome assembly
CAGGGGAGGACUGACCAUUUGGAAACUCAGGCACUGCCCGAGGGCCCGGGGUCAGUAGGGGGCCCCAUGAGAUGCCCCUGGUACCUUUUUCAUAGGCUCUUUUGAGUUUGGGCAAGGACACAGGGGCCCCAUGAUCCUUUAUUGCCCGGGGGGCCCCAUGAGUUGUCAGUCCGCCCCUGUAUAUACUGUAUAUAUCAUCACUUGUACAUGUUGCAUGUACAUUCAAGGUGGAGGUGCAGGAACUGUAUACCACCAC